UAGUUUAAAAAUUCUUUGGUUGUUUUUAUUUUCAAUAUUUGGGAGGGAGCUUCUGUUCUGGUCAGCUGUUCCGAGAGUCGUCUGUAGUUCAGAUUUCAAUUGUCAUUCAAAGUCAGUCAAGCCAGGUGUCAUCAGAUCAGCUUUUUGUCUAAAUACUAUGGCUUCCGUACGUUUUCCCAAUUCCGAGGAAAUAUGUCGAAAUUGCAACCAUCCUAUUGCAGGAUGCUGACCUCAAAUGUUGGAAUGCAAUUCUUGUCUUUUUUACGUGCAUCGAACCUGCUUGCCAGGAAAAGGUACCAGCAGUACUGAAUAUGUGCGUUUGAAAAAGCAAAAGGAAGCUUUCCAUUUCAAAUGUAAUCCGUGUAGUAAUGUAGAAGAAUUUGUACAUUUGGGUAUUGGAAAUGGACGUGAUAUUGAUCAACCUGUAGCUUCAUCAUCAUUUGUGGCGGCUGAUGUUGAUCAACAUGUAGCUUCAUCAAGUCGUGGCCGUGGCCGACCAAGAGCCGUUGUGGCCGAUGUUAGUGAUCAACCUCCAUCUUCAUCUAGUCGUGGCCGUGGCCGACCAAGAGCCGUUGGGGCCAAUGUUAUUAUCAACCUCAAUCUUCAUCAAGUCGUGGCCGUGGCCGACCAAGAGCCGUUGUGGCCGAUGUUAGUGAUCAACCUGUAGCUUCAUCAAGUCGUGGCCGUGGCCGACCAAGAGCCGUGGUGGUGGCCAAUGUUAGUGAUCAACCUGUAGCUUCAUCAAGUCGUGGCCGUGGCCGACCAAGAGCCGUUGUGGCCGAUGUUAGUGAUCAACCUGUAGUUCCAUCAAGUCGUGGCCGUGGCCGACCAAGAGCCGUGGUGGUGGCCGAUGUAAGUGAUCAACCUGUAGCUUCAUCAAGUCUUGGCCGCGGCCGUGGACAUGGACGAAAUGUUGAACGCCACCUGAUCCUAUGCCAACAAUUGAUCAACCGGCAUCUUAUUGAAGCCGUGGCCGUGGAAGUCAUACAGUGCCACCAGUUACUACUAUUGCGUCACUCACAGUAAAUAUCGUGUUACCUUUUUCAGCAAGUUCACCGAGGACUUACCCCUUGAAUUGCCGAUUGCAAUGAACUUCACUUGUCCUCAGGAUUUAAUAUCCCCAAUCGUAGCUGGAAUUAAGUACAAAGCAAAAUACAUUUUCUGGUUUAUAUUUGGAAGUGAUCAUAUUAAAAAACUAUUUGAUGUUAACAGGGUAACAUCGUUCUGCCAAAUAUAAGUUCUGAAUCUUCUGGCUUGUUUAACCAAGCCGUGGCUCACAACUUGCUGAUUGGAGUAGCCGAUACGAUAUUCCUAUCCAAACAACUGAGACAACUGUGCAGAUCUUUUAUCCUGAUCUUUUAUCCUUUUGCAUUUAUGUUGAAAACACCUGGAUUAAUAGCUCUAUCUGCCCCCCCCCCCGAAAAUUGGUCUAUGUUUAUGCAAAUGCGCAGACCCAACAACCAUGUAGAAGGAUUCCAUAACUCCCUCCGUGUUCUUGUUAACUCCAACUCCCCAAAUCUCGUAAAAUUUAUUGGAAUAGUGCGUUCAGAGGCAGAAUCCAUUGCUUUACAGGCCAAACUAUUAUCUCAAAAUGAAGCUUUGAGUAACUUACGCAAAGACACUCUAGAAAUGCAGCACUGUCUUUCCACAUUUUGGCAGGAUUAUAAUGAUCAACGGAUUGGUUCAGAAAAACUUCUUCAACUAUGCGCUUUUCUUUUCGCUAAGCAUAAUAGGAAUAAAUUUAGGGCGUUGAUUGAUGACCAAGUAUGGGGCCGAAAUGUUAGGGUCCGAAACGAAGGGAUACCAAAACAGAACACCAUUUUUCUAUGCAACGGAUGGACUAAAUUUUUUGAAAGACGCACUAGUGAAAAGGAAAUUCAUUUUUCUUUCAGAAUUACUGUAAUUUUAUUCAAUCUAUUGAGUGUAAGUGAAGAUACAAUCAAAAAUGUAAAGAUGUAUUUUUUUCGAUCUUUUUUGGUCGUUUACCUGGCAACAGAUGGCUGUACCAUUUAACCCGGAC
Daphnia pulex (common water flea) is the source of this 2020-nucleotide messenger RNA. RefSeq lists its product as uncharacterized. NCBI's taxonomy places the organism in Eukaryota, Metazoa, Arthropoda, Branchiopoda, Diplostraca, Daphniidae. The record is from RefSeq and is a predicted model, not a curated record. The coding region runs from base 236 to 667 and encodes 143 amino acids. The transcript has 2 exons.